This is a messenger RNA of Trachymyrmex cornetzi, 681 nucleotides long. RefSeq lists its product as uncharacterized. The record is from RefSeq and is a predicted model, not a curated record. Gene Ontology annotation, molecular function: nucleic acid binding. Bases 1 to 681 code for a protein of 226 amino acids. NCBI's taxonomy places the organism in Eukaryota, Metazoa, Arthropoda, Insecta, Hymenoptera, Formicidae. The transcript has 2 exons.
AUGGCAAAGGAUCAAGAAAUGGCAGCGUAUAGUAUCGAAGAAUAUUAUGAUAUGCUCAUGGCACUCGGUGAGUGUCAUGGACAACAAUACAUUGCUGCAAGAAGAUACGUCGAGCUGUAUCCGAACAGAGCAAGACAUCCACAUGCCAGCGUUAUACUCGAAGCAGCGGAAAGAUUGUACGAAACCGGAAGCGUCCUGCCAAAGAAGAAGGACGCCGGUAGGCAGCGUUACGCAAGAAACGUACGAAAUACGGAAACAGUUCUUCUUACCAUUGAGCAAGAACCGGAAACCAAAAAUCUACCUGAUUUUCUGGAAGACGUGCCACUCUUGGAUCGAAAUAAAAUAAUAUUUCAACAAGACGGCGCUGGUCCUCACAAGGCCAGAAUUGUUACCGAUUUUUUAAACCAGCAAUUUCCCGCACGUUGGAUGGGCCGGUAUGGUCCGAUACGCUGGCCAACAAGAUCCCCGGACCUCAACCCAUUGGAUUUUUUCUUGUGGGGAUACUGCAAGGAAAAAAUUUAUAGACAGCUUCCCGAGGACGUGGAAGAACUAAAUAACAAGCUUCACGAUGCUGUUUGGUCCAUCGACAACGACGUUAUGGAAAGAGUGCAGGCAAAUUUAUUGAGACGGAUGAGAGCUUGCGUCACAAUGGACGGUGAACAUUUCGAGCAUUUAUUAUGA